AUGGAGCCGAAUAAGAAUGUGCGCGAUUUAAUUACCCAGAGAUCAUAUUUUUCAUCUUUGACUACAGAAAUUAGAAAGCACAUAUUAUUAAAUAUGAACACAAAAUCCUUUGUUUCACGUUUAUCAACUGUUGUAUUUUUUCUAUUUUUCGUUCUUCUCUUAAAUAAUAUUUCUGCAUCUUCAAGUGCACAAAAUAACCGAAGUGAAUAUGAACCAAAUAAUUUAAUGGAUUUUUGGAAAGGUGCAAUAGAAGAAACAGAAACACUAAAAAAUUGUGCAUGGCAAAAUUGGAUGAUGAGGUUGGAGUCAGACUGGGAACAAUUUAAUGCAUCCAUGAAUAUUAGAAAAGACGAAUGGCUUAAAGAGGCAGAAGCUGAAUGGGAUGAAUGGAUAAAAUCCAUAAAAAAUAAAUGGAUGAAUUGUAAUGAAUAUAUGGAUAUAGAAAUUAAAUCUGAUAUUUUAUCAAAAUCUUCAACAUGGAAUGAAACUCAGUGGAAAGAAUGGAUACACACUGAAGGAAAACAACUUAUGGUAGCAGAUUUUGAAAAUUGGAUUAAAGAAAAAGAAUCAUUAUUAGAUUUACGGUUAAUAUCGGAAUGGGUGCAAUGGAAAAACGAUAAAAUUAUGACAUGGUUAAUGAGUGAUUGGAAAUCUGAAGAAAAUAAUUAUUGGUCACAUUGGGAAAAUGAGAAAUGGCCUAAAUGGUUUAAUAUAUCAGAAUGGAAACGUUGGCUCAAAUGGAAAGAGAGAGUUGCUAGAGAAGGACAACAAUGGAUGAAUUGGAUCCAGCUUAAAGAAAAUGUAUAUAUAUCCGGUGAAGGGUAUAAAUGGUCAGAAUGGAAAAAAGAAAAGAAAAUUGUUUUUGAGAAAUGUACAAAAUCCCUUAUUGACGAAUGGAUAAAUAAUAAGAAGUGGAUGUUGUUGACUGAGAAAAGUAAUAAAACAGAUUCCCAAGAAUAA
Plasmodium malariae is the source of this 960-nucleotide messenger RNA. Its product is annotated as tryptophan-rich antigen. Bases 1 to 960 code for a protein of 319 amino acids. The transcript is spliced from 2 exons. Lineage: Eukaryota; Apicomplexa; Aconoidasida; Haemosporida; Plasmodiidae. The record is from RefSeq and is a predicted model, not a curated record.